Molecule: messenger RNA, 138 nt
Organism: Lathyrus sativus (Indian pea)
Lineage: Eukaryota; Viridiplantae; Streptophyta; Magnoliopsida; Fabales; Fabaceae
Source: the annotation of a GenBank genome assembly
AUGUGCUUUUGGACUAGCCACUCCUACAGUUGUCAUGGUUGGUACUGGAGUUGGUGCAAUCAAGGUCUUUUGAUCAAACAUGGCCAAGUAUUAGAAAUUGCACACAAGGUGAGUUGCAUUGUGUUUGAUAAGACAUGA